Molecule: messenger RNA, 363 nt
Organism: Prunus armeniaca (apricot)
Lineage: Eukaryota; Viridiplantae; Streptophyta; Magnoliopsida; Rosales; Rosaceae
Source: the annotation of a GenBank genome assembly
AUGAUAACGGAAAAUUCUGCCCCGAAAUAUGUACAAAAGUGGAAUUUCAUGUUUAUAACAUCAUGUGUGUUUGCCGUUUCACUGGAUCCUUUGUUCCUCUACGUUCCUAUCCUUAACUACGAUAUGAAGUGUCUGAGGUUGGACAACAACUUGAAGAUUACAGCUCUUGUCUCACGAUCGGUCACAGAUCUGUUUUAUAUAGCAAAUAUUGUCUUUCAAGUUUACAGAUAUAAGAUUUGUUCAAACUUAAUCAAACUAUUUCUUCCCGGAAGUUGGUCGUCCAAGUUAGCUGAACUAAGGAAGAUAUGGCAGUCAUACAUCAUAGUUGACAUUUUAGCUAUUCUUCCUCUUCCACAGGUAUGA